Messenger RNA from Spinacia oleracea (spinach), 1461 nucleotides. RefSeq names its product protein PGR. Gene Ontology annotation, cellular component: membrane. NCBI's taxonomy places the organism in Eukaryota, Viridiplantae, Streptophyta, Magnoliopsida, Caryophyllales, Amaranthaceae. Bases 268 to 1152 code for a protein of 294 amino acids. The record is from RefSeq and is a predicted model, not a curated record. The transcript has 5 exons.
CGAUAUUAACUAGGCGGGCUUCGAAAGGGAGCAGGGAAUUGAUCUACCAAGGUGAAUCUUGAAAUUAUGAAAUACUCCGUAUUGAAUGUAAGUUGACUUUUUUUUUGGGGAAGAAAGGGCGGCGUUUCCGAGCUUGAGGUACACGAGGGAAAUUAACAUUCAAAUUAUUCUAGUCGAGUAGGAUAAACAAAUUCCAGUCUCAUUUCACCCACUCCCUUCCCAAAAGUGACCCAAAACCUCCCAAAAAAAUUCCAAGAAUUAGGGAUAAUGUACGAAUCAUCGAUCAAGAUGGAAAGAGCUCUGAUUCAGCCUUUACUCGCUGCAUUAAUGGCGUCGAUUAUCGCUAUCCGAGCUUACAGGAAGAAGUCUCUUGAUCUUUCUGGAGCUUUCUUCGGAUUUCUCGUCGUCUUCAUUCAUCUCGCUACUAAUCUCAGGGCUGGAGAUAUUUUGCUAGUGUUUUUCUUUACUUCAUCGCAGCUAACCAAAAUUGGCGCCGAGAAGAAGCGUAAAUCUGAUGUUGAGUACAAGGAGGGUGGUCAGAGGAAUUGGAUACAAGUACUCUCUAAUAGUGCCAUUUCUUGUGCGUUGGUUCUGACUAUCUGGAAGUUGGUUGGAUGGGAAGACAAGUGUUUGGAUUCCAGAGAAUCUACUCUUAUUACUGCACUCUUAGGUGGCAUAAUUGGUCACUACUGUUGUUGCAAUGGAGAUACUUGGUCCUCUGAAAUUGGUGUACUUAGUAAAGCACAGCCUCGUCUUAUCACAACCUUAAAGUCAGUUCGCAAGGGUACAAAUGGUGGUGUCACCAAAACAGGGCUCUUGGCAGCUGCAGCUGGAGGCUGUUUAGUUGGACUUACAUUCUCUGUGUUGGGAUUUUUCACGACUAACUGUCCUUCUGAUGUUGCUCUGAAACAACUUCUGGUAAUACCCAUUGCAACACUGGCAGGACUAUUUGGCAGUUUGCUAGAUUCGUUGUUGGGGGCAACGCUGCAAUUUAGCGGAUUUUGUACUGUUCGUAAUAAGGUUGUUGGGAAACCUGGACGCACUGUUAAGCGUAUCUGUGGUGUUGAUAUCCUCGACAACAAUGGUGUCAAUUUUGUCUCGAUACUGCUCACCACCCUGCUGACUUCUGUUGCCUGUGUGUACAUAUUCUGAGACUCCUUUGAUUCUAAAUGUUGAAGAUAUUACAGUCUUAAGAUUUACUCUUCUAAAUGCUGAGCUGAUCUGACUACACACCCCAAAGGAAGAAAUCCUGACAUUCUAGUUUAAUCUCUUCUCUUUUUUGGCGUUUUGAAAUGAGUUCACAUGUACAUUUCUCUGUUUAGUCUGAACUCUGAAGAUUGAAGUUGUCUGUUAGAAAUACAAGUAGUUGAUACAAGUAUGUAGCAAUAGUUGUUGAAUAUUUUGGAACACCAAACAAUUACAUAGAUGAAGUUAAUAAGACAGCACUUUACAAAUUACAAA